Terrapene triunguis (Three-toed box turtle) is the source of this 7503-nucleotide messenger RNA. RefSeq names its product neuron navigator 1 (gene NAV1). Gene Ontology annotation, cellular component: microtubule cytoskeleton; axon initial segment. Gene Ontology annotation, molecular function: ATP hydrolysis activity. The record is from RefSeq and is a predicted model, not a curated record. Lineage: Eukaryota; Metazoa; Chordata; Testudines; Emydidae. The coding region runs from base 145 to 6639 and encodes 2164 amino acids. The transcript has 32 exons. Gene Ontology annotation, biological process: microtubule bundle formation; neurogenesis; neuron migration.
UGGGGCUCCCUCCCCACGGCCUCCAUGAGAGACAGGGAGCCCCGGGAGGCACUUUCGGGGGGGACCGAUGAUGAACGGCUGUCUCCGGUUGGCGUGAGGAUGCGACGGUGACCGGGGCAUCGCACGCCUGCGGACCCUCUGACGAUGAAUGGGACGGCCAACGUGAACGUGACUGGCCGGAGCCAUUAUGCGUCUGCUAUCCCGGUGCCCCGCGCUAUGUCCCAGAGCAAGCUGCCCCCGAGGCAGAGCAGCCUGGGGGCCCCCCCUUCCCAGCGGGCGGCGUCACCACGGCCGGGGAAGGCGCCAGGCUGCGUUAGCAGCCCGGCGGCCAAAGGCUCCAAGCCGAAGAGCCUUUCCAAAGGCCCCAUGGAGGCCGGGCCUGGGCCGGAGACAGCAGAGCCAUCGGAGUGCAAAAGGGCCGACGGGGUGGAGUCUGGCCUCAGCCAGAGCACUAGGACUCCAGGCAGCAGCCCCCGGGGGGGCCCGAAGACAACGCCUCGAGCGACGGGGGCUCCUAAGAAGGCUCUGGUUCAAGGGACAGAGAGAGAGAAGGAAAGUCCGAAGCCCGGAGAGGCCUAUAGCAGCCAUGGCGCCAAGAAGGGCUCGGGGAAGCCGAGUGGCACUGCCGAGUUGGCCAAGACCCCUCAGCUGCAGGGGAAGAGCCCGUCCCGCUUCAGCCUGUGCAGUGAGUCUGGGCUGCCCGGCACCCCUGAAGGAUCCAGUGCCAAGAGGCCCCAGAGCUGCCCAGUGAAAGGCCAGUGGGUGUCGGAAGCCCUCUGGAAAGGCAGCGGGGUGCCCAAGGCAGCCAGGGGUGAGGACAAGUCCCCGGGGAUCUUGCUGGGCACCAGCAGCCCCAUGCAGAAUAAGGAGCCGGCCAUCAGCUUCUCCUCAGUCCCACAGCAAAGUCACCCGGUCACUGCCACCGUGGCACCCUUCCACUACCGGCUGCAGGGAGACAGGGAGAAGAGUGAAUUCUCCCAGGAGGAGCGCGCGUGUGAGGAACUGACCAGCCCUGCAGACGGGCCUGAACUGGGCUUCCCAGGCUUGGCAGCCGGCGUGUUAAAUGGUUUCAGCGCAGGCGGGAUGCUUGGCACCAACCUCAAAAGCCUGGAGCUCAGCGGCGAGGGGCCGGAGGAGCUGAAGGGCUACCGGAAGGGGGCCGAGGGCAAGGGCGGCGGCAUGAUGCCCAAGCGGCCCAAAGCGCCCGGGGCGCACGAGCUGCGGGUCUUCAAGUCGGGCAGCGUGGAGAGCCGGCUGCCGCCCGGCCCCAGCCUGCGCAAGCAGAAGUCCCUCACCAACCUGGCCUUCCUCACCGACGCCGAGAAGAAGAUGCAGCUCUACGAGCCCCGCUGGAGCGACGACAUGGCCAAGGCGGCCAAGGGCGGCGGGCGCGGGGGACUGAAAGCCAAGGAAGCCCCGCUCAUGUCCAAGAGCCUCUCCAAGUCGGAGCACUCCCUCUUCCAAGCCAGGCUCUCCCCCGGCCUGGCCAAGCCGCCACUGGCCCCGCUCCCGUCCAGCCUCGGCAAGCCCAGCCGCAUCCCCCGCGGGCCCUACGCCGAGGUGAAGCCCCUGAGCAAGGCGCCCGAGGCCGGCGGGGCGGAGGACAGCAAAUCCGACGACGAGAUCCUCUCCAGCAAAGCCAAGGGCCGGGAGAAGCCGCAGCAGCAGCCGGCGCCGGCGCCCGGCCCAGCGGGGAAAGGGCAGGACGAGCGAGCCUACCUGAAGGUGGAUCCGGAGCUCGUGGUGACGGUGCUGGGGGACUUGGAGCAGCUGCUCUUCAGCCAGAUGCUGGACCCCGAGUCCCAGAGGAAGAGGACGGUGCAGAACGUGCUGGACCUUCGGCAAAAUCUGGAGGAGACCAUGUCCAGCCUGAGAGGCUCCCAGGUGUCUCACAGCUCUUUGGAGAUGACCUGCUACGACAGCGACGAAGCCAACCCCAGGAGCGUGUCCAGCCUGUCCAACCGCUCCUCCCCCCUGUCCUGGCGCUAUGGGCAAUCCAGCCCCCGGCUGCAGGCCGGGGACGCUCCCUCAGUGGGUGGGAGUUGCCGGUCGGAAGGCACCCCCAGCUGGUACAUGCACGGCGAGCGGGCGCACUAUUCCCAUACCAUGCCCAUGCGCAGCCCCAGCAAGCUGAGCCACAUCUCCCGGCUGGAGCUCGUCGAGUCGCUGGACGCCGACGACGUGGAUCUGAAGUCCGGGUACAUGAGCGACAGCGACCUGAUGGGGAAGACCCUGACGGAGGACGACGACAUCACCACGGGCUGGGAUGAGAGCAGCUCCAUCAGCAGCGGCCUCAGCGAUGCCUCUGACAACCUCAGCUCUGAAGAGUUCAACGCCAGCUCCUCCCUCAACUCCCUCCCGUCCAGCCCCACGGCUUCCCGGCGGAACUCGGCCAUAGCGCUGCGCACGGACUCGGAGAAGCGCUCGCUGGCCGAGAGCGGGCUGAGCUGGUACAGCGAGGCGGAGGAGAAGGGCCCGAAGAAGCUGGACUACGACAGCGGCAGCCUCAAGAUGGAGCACGGCGCCUCCAAGUGGCGGCGGGAACGGGCUGAGAGCUGCGACGAGGCCCCUGCCAAGGGGGGGGAGCUGAAGAAGCCCGUCAGCUUGGGCCCGCCGGGGUCCCUGAAGAAGGGCAAGACGCCCCCGGUGGCAGUGACCUCGCCCAUCACCCACACGGCCCAGAGCACCCUCAAAGUUGCAGGCAAACCUGAAGCUAAAGCCACUGACAAGAGCAAGCUGUCUGUGAAGAACGCGGGCCUGCAGCGCUCUUCCUCCGACGCUGGCCGGGAUCGGAUCGGGGAUGCCAAGAAGCCUCCCUCGGGGCUCGCCCGGCCCUCUACCUCUGGCUCCUUCGGCUACAAGAAGCCGCCUCCUGCCACCGGCACGGCUACGGUGAUGCAGGCAGGUGGCUCGGCCACGCUCGGCAAGAUCCAGAAGAGCUCCGGCAUCCCUGUCAAGCCUGUCAACGGGAGGAAAACCAGCCUGGAUGUCUCCAACGCCGGGGAGCCUGGCUUUUUGGCGCCCGGGGCUCGCUCCAACAUCCAGUACCGGAGCCUGCCGCGGCCGGCCAAAUCCAGCUCCAUGAGUGUGACGGGCGGGCGUGGCGGGAACCGGCCUGUGAGCAGCAGCAUCGACCCCAGCCUCCUAAGCACCAAGCAAGGGGGCAUCUCCGUGUCACGGCUCAAGGAGCCCUCCAAGAUCGGCACGAGCCGGAGCACGCCGGCCCCGGUGAACCAGACGGACCGCGAGAAGGAGAAAGCCAAAGCCAAGGCCGUGGCCCUGGACUCCGAGUGCGUCUCGCUGAAGAGCAUCGGCUCCCCCGAAAGCACCCCCAAGGCCCAAGCCAGCCACCUGCCUGCUGCCAAAGUGGCCGAGCUGCCCCCAACACCGCUCAGGGCGCCUGCCAAGAGCUACGUGAAGCCCCCUUCCCUGGCCAACUUGGACAAGGUCAACUCCAACAGCCUGGACCUGCCCUCCUCCAACGACCUGCCCCAGCCCCACGCCAGCAAGCGGCAGGACCUGCACCCGGCGGCCGGGCACCUCACACCCUGCUUCGCCCCCAGCCCCGCCCCCAUCCUCAACAUCAACUCGGCCAGCUUCUCCCAGGGCCUGGAGCUCAUGAGCGGCUUCAGCGUCCCCAAGGAGGGCAGGAUGUACCCCAAGCUCUCGGGCCUGCACCGCAGCAUGGAGUCCCUGCAGAUGCCAAUCAGCCUGCCCAGUGCCUUUUCCGGGAGCAGCACCACCACCACCACCCCUGCCCCUGCUCCCACCCCUCCCAUCAGCACAGAGGAGGAGACCAGCGAGCAGGGCUGGACUGGCAGCCCGAGAGCAGCACAUCUGGACAGCACCAACCGCGACCGGAACACGCUGCCCAAGAAGGGGCUGAGGUACCAGCUCCAGUCCCAAGAGGAGACCAAGGAGAGGCGCCACUCCCACACGAUCGGCGGGCUCCCAGAGUCAGAUGACCAGUCAGAGCUGCCCUCGCCUCCCGCCCUCUCCGUGUCCUUGGCCGGAAAAAGCCCACUCACGAAUAUCGUGAGUCCCACUGCUGCCACCACUCCGCGGAUCACCCGUUCCAACAGCAUCCCCACCCACGACUCCGCCUUCGAGCUCUACAGCACCUCCCAGAUGGGCAGCACCCUCUCCCUGGCAGACAGACCCAAGGGCAUGAUCCGCUCGGGCUCCUUCCGGGACCCUGCGGACGACGUUCAUGGAUCGGUGCUGUCCCUGGCCUCCAGCGCCUCCUCCACCUACUCCUCAGCGGAGGAGAGGAUGCAAUCCGAGCAAAUCCGCAAGCUGCGCCGGGAGCUGGAGUCGUCCCAGGAGAAGGUGGCGACCCUGACGUCUCAGCUGUCAGCCAACGCUAACCUGGUGGCGGCCUUCGAGCAGAGCCUGGUGAACAUGACGUCCCGUCUGCGCCAGCUGGCAGAGACCGCGGAAGAGAAGGACACGGAGCUGGUGGACCUGCGGGAGACCAUCGACUUCUUGAAGAAGAAGAACUCAGAGGCCCAAGCCGUGAUCCAAGGAGCUCUGAACGGGACUGACAUCACGCCCAAAGAGCUGCGCAUCAAGAGGCAGAACUCCUCCGACAGCAUCUCCAGCCUCAACAGCAUCACCAGCCACUCCAGCAUCGGCAGCGGCAAGGAUGCCGACGCCAAGAAGAAGAAGAAGAAGAGCUGGCUCCGGAGCUCGUUCAACAAGGCCUUCAGCAUCAAGAAGGGCCCAAAGUCGGCCUCCUCCUACUCGGACAUCGAGGAAAUCGCCACCCCCGACUCCUCAGCCCCGUCCUCUCCCAAGCUGCAGCACGGCUCCACUGAGACCGCCUCGCCCUCCAUCAAGUCCUCCAACUCCUCCUCCGUGGGCAUCGAUGCCACUGAGCUCUUCCAGGCCAACGAGGAGGAGGAAGAGCCGGAGAAGAAGGAGGUGUCGGAACUGCGCUCAGAGCUAUGGGAGAAGGAAAUGAAACUGACCGACAUCCGGCUGGAGGCUCUGAACUCAGCCCACCAGCUGGACCAGCUCCGUGAGACCAUGCACAAUAUGCAGCUGGAGGUGGAUCUCCUGAAGGCCGAGAACGACCGGCUCAAGGUGGUCCCAGGGCCUUCGUCAGUCCCGGGCUCCAUCCCCGGGCACCUCAGGAGCACGUCAGCCUCCUCGUCCCCACGGCGCUCACUGGGCCUCGCCCUCGCUCAGUCCUUCAGCCCUGGCUUGGCAGAUACAGACCUGUCGCCGAUGGAUGCCGUGGGGGCCCAGAAGGACGAGGUGAUGCUGCGGAUCGUGGUGCGCAUGCCGCCCCAGCACAUCAUCAAAGGGGACUUAAAGCAGCAGGAAUUCUUCCUGGGCUGCAGCAAGGUGAGCGGGAAGGUGGAUUGGAAGACGCUGGAUGAAGCCGUCUGCCAGGUGUUCAAGGACUACGUCACCAAGAUGGACCCCGCCUCCACACUGGGGCUGAGCACCGAGUCCGUGCACGGCUACAGCAUCAGCCACGUGAAGAGGGUCCUGGACACGGAGCCCCCAGAGCUGCCCCCCUGCCGGAGGGGCGUGACCAGCAUCGCCGUGGUGCUGAAAGGCCUGAAGGAGAAGUGCGUGGACAGCCUGGUGUUCGAGACGCUCAUCCCCAAGCCCAUGAUGCAGCAUUACAUCAGCCUCCUGCUCAAGCACCGGCGCCUCAUCCUCUCAGGGCCCAGCGGCACGGGCAAGACCUACCUGACCAACCGGCUGGCCGAGUACCUGGUGGAGCGCUCGGGCCGGGAGGUCACCGAGGGCAUCGUCAACACCUUCAACAUGCACCAGCAGUCGUGCAAGGACCUACAGCUGUACCUCUCCAACCUGGCCAAUCAGAUCGACCGGGAGACGGGCAUCGGGGACGUGCCAUUGGUCAUCCUCCUCGAUGACCUCAGUGAGGCUGGCUCCAUCAGUGAGCUUGUCAAUGGAGCGCUCACCUGCAAAUACCACAAAUGCCCCUACAUCAUCGGGACGACCAACCAGCCCGUGAAGAUGACCCCGAACCAUGGCCUGCACCUCAGCUUCAGGAUGCUGACUUUUUCCAACAACGUGGAGCCAGCCAAUGGCUUCUUGGUCCGUUACCUGCGCCGGAAGCUGCUUGAGUCGGACAGCGACAUUAACGCCAACAGGGUGGAGCUGCUGCGGGUGCUGGACUGGGUGCCCAAGCUCUGGUACCACUUGCACACCUUCCUGGAGAAGCACAGCACCUCGGACUUCCUCAUCGGCCCCUGCUUCUUCCUGUCCUGUCCCAUCGGGAUUGAGGAUUUCCGGACCUGGUUCAUCGACUUGUGGAAUAAUUCCAUCAUCCCCUACCUGCAGGAGGGGGCGAAGGACGGGAUCAAGGUCCACGGCCAGAAAGCAGCCUGGGAAGACCCCGUGGAGUGGGUCCGGGACACCCUGCCCUGGCCGUCAGCGCAGCAGGACCAAUCGAAGCUGUACCACCUGCCCCCGCCCAGCGUGGGGCCCCACACCACAGCCUCCCCCCCGGAGGAGCGGACUGUCAAAGACACCACGCCCAGCUCCUUGGACUCCGACCCCCUGAUGGCCAUGUUGCUGAAGCUCCAGGAAGCAGCCAACUACAUCGAGUCUCCGGACCGAGAGACCCUGGUGGAUCCCAACCUGCAGCCGACGCCGUGAGGCCACACCGCACCGGGGAGGGGAUCUCGCCGCCCUCGGCCGCCAGCGUUCCCGCGGGCUGGUUUUGCUUUUCGUUUGGUCUCCUGGGAGUGUGCGGCCGGGGCUGGAAAGCGGCGGGGACGCGGGGCUCUGGCACGUCCCCUUUGGGCAUGGGGGCAGCAGGGCUCGGCCCCCGAGAAAGCGCGAGGCACCUGCCUCCCAGCCUGACUCUGGCGGUAGGAGAAUCCUGGUUUUUCUUCUCGGUUUUUCUGUCUCUGUCGCAAACUCCUGGGGAUUGGGGGCCGAAUGCAGCCAACACAGACUCCCCGGCACCAACGGGCAGGCACCUGCACGGGGCGGGGACCCCGCGGGACCCCUCCCGGGGUGCGCUGGGGGGGCAGGGAGGAGCAUGCAGCCCCAGAACGAGGAUUUUUUGUUGUUGUUUUAAUUAAACAAUCUGCGGGGCAAAGAGAAGAACAAAUUCCUGAUGAAUGUGUCUGAGUCGCGCUGUCAGAGACCCACUGGGCACCGGCUUCCACUGUCUCCCGCGCCAGCCACCCAACAAACUCCAGUGCAAGCGAAGGCCUGGGAGGAGGAAGCGGACUCUCAGCUCUGUCUUUGUACAUCCCUUAUUUAAUCUGCAUGACCGUCAUUUAAACCAGGACUUCCCAAUAAACCCUGCUUUGGUUAUAUUAUUCCCCCCCACACCCACCCAUUUGAUUUGGACAGAGUUCAGUUCUUCCUUUGUUCCUCUGGUUCUGGUUGGUUUCUCCCCGUUGCUGUGGCCCGAGGAGGGGCGGGCAGCCUCGUAUUGAGUUGAUUCCUUUUUUCCAUUUCCGUUGGACUCGUUUAUUUUUGUAGCUGUUGUUUUUUUCUCUCCCCUCU